Scheffersomyces amazonensis is the source of this 2061-nucleotide messenger RNA. It is a transcript of the gene HGT9, whose product is annotated as Hgt9p. Gene Ontology annotation, molecular function: carbohydrate:proton symporter activity. The record is from RefSeq and is a predicted model, not a curated record. Gene Ontology annotation, cellular component: membrane. The coding region runs from base 61 to 1776 and encodes 571 amino acids. The transcript has a single exon. Gene Ontology annotation, biological process: carbohydrate transport; transmembrane transport. NCBI's taxonomy places the organism in Eukaryota, Fungi, Ascomycota, Pichiomycetes, Serinales, Debaryomycetaceae.
UCUUUUUUAUUCAAUACUUUAAUUAGUACGUUUAUUCAUUGAUAUAUAAUAUAAUACAAAAUGCACGUAGCUGACGGUGGUGAUGUUCAAGCAAUUAUUGCUCAAAGGCGUUUACAAAUCGCCGGUAAAUCUGGUGUCGCCGGUUUAAUCCAUAACAAGCGUUCAUUCUUAAUUGCAGUCUUUGCAUCUCUUGGUGGUUUAGUCUACGGUUAUAAUCAAGGUAUGUUUGGUCAAAUUUCUGGUAUGCAUUCCUUCUCUAUUGCUGCUGGUGUUGGUAAGAUUCAAGACAAUCCAACUUUACAAGGUUUAUUGACUUCUAUUUUAGAAUUAGGUGCUUGGGUUGGUGUCCUUAUGAAUGGUAUUAUUGCUGAUAAAGUUGGUAGAAAACUUUCUGUUGUUUCUGGUGUUGUGUUCUUCAUUCUUGGUGUAAUUGUUCAAGCCUGUGUUCGUGGUGGUCACUAUUCCUAUAUUUUAGGUGGUAGAUUUAUCGUCGGUAUUGGUGUGGGUAUCCUUUCUAUGGUUGUUCCAUUAUAUAAUGCUGAAUUAUCUCCACCAGAAGUUCGUGGUUCUUUAGUUGCUUUACAACAAUUAGCCAUUACUUUCGGUAUUAUGAUUUCAUAUUGGAUUACUUACGGUACCAAUUUUAUUGGUGGUACUGGUGAUGGUCAAAGUAAGGCUUCAUACUUAGUUCCAAUCUCAAUUCAAGUUGUUCCAGCUAUCAUUUUAGCCAUUGGUAUUACUUUCAUGCCAGAAUCUCCAAGAUGGUUAAUGAAUGAAGGUUUAGAAGAUAAGUCUUUAGAUGUUCUUGCUAACUUAAGAAACUUGGAUAAGAACGAUCAAUUAGUUCAAAUGGAAUUCCUUGAAAUGAAAGCUCAAAGAUUAUUUGAAAAAGAAUUAAUUGAAAGAAAGUACCCACAUUUAUUAGAUGGUUCUGCAUCUUCUAACUUUAAGAUUGGUUUCGAACAAUAUAAGUCUUUGAUCACCCAUUACCCAAGUUUCAAGAGAGUUGCCGUUGCUUGUUUAGUUAUGACUUUCCAACAAUGGACUGGUGUUAACUUCAUUUUAUACUACGCUCCAUUCAUCUUUGACUCCUUAGGAUUAUCAGGUACUACUACUUCCCUUUUAGCUUCUGGUGUUGUCGGUAUUGUCAUGUUCCUUGCCACUAUUCCAGCUGUUCUUUGGGUCGAUCAAUUAGGUAGAAAGCCUGUCUUAGUCUCUGGUGCUAUUGUUAUGGGUGUUUGUCAUUUCAUUGUUGCCGGUAUUUUAGGUUCAGUUUCUGAUUUUACUACUCACUCUGGUGCUGGUUGGGCCGCUGUUGUUUUCGUUUGGAUCUUUGCCAUCGGUUUCGGUUACUCUUGGGGUCCAUGUGCUUGGAUUAUUGUUGCCGAAGUUUUCCCAUUAGGUAUGAGAGCUAAGGGUAUUUCCAUUGGUGCUUCUUCUAAUUGGUUAAACAAUUUUGCUGUCGCCAUGUCUACUCCAGAUUUUGUUGCCAGUGCUAAAUACGGUGCUUACAUCUUCUUAGGUCUUAUGUGUAUCUUUGGUGCCAUUUACAUCCAAUUCUUCGUUCCAGAAACUAAAGGUAGAACUUUAGAUGAAAUUGAUGAACUUUUCGGUGAUACUUCUGGUACUUCUAGAACUGAAGCAGAAAUCCAUAACAGAAUUCUUAAGGAAGUUGGUUUACUUGACUUACUUGAUGAAGAUUCAGGAUUCUCUGAAACUGAAAAAUCUAAGCCAGAUGUUUCCUACCAUGAAGGAACUCCUACUGCUAGCGAAUAAGCUGGACUGUCUCUUUAGCAGUGGACGAAAUGAGUUACUGAUCUUAAUAUAUUCAUGAUUAAUGAUAUCCAAAAAAAAGAAAAUGAUUAAAAUGAUUGAUAAGUUAUUUCAUGUUCUUCUAGGGUACACUUCCUUAUAAAUGUCCCUUUAUAUAGUUAUUCUCUUACUGUUUAGUAUAAUUUAAUAUUCUAAUUCUUGAAUGAAAUAUUUUGUUAAAAAACAACUUUAUAAGCAAACUCCAAACGUACUUUAAGCAUGUAUCAAAUGUGUGGGCAUUCGACUCAG